Molecule: messenger RNA, 3041 nt
Organism: Uranotaenia lowii
Lineage: Eukaryota; Metazoa; Arthropoda; Insecta; Diptera; Culicidae
Product: glucose dehydrogenase [FAD, quinone]-like
Exons: 4
Coding region: 171-2336 (721 amino acids)
Molecular function (GO): oxidoreductase activity, acting on CH-OH group of donors; flavin adenine dinucleotide binding
Source: RefSeq, a predicted model, not a curated record
AGUUCAUUUACGAACGUUGCCUUGAUCGGUUGCCCGGUUUUGGUGGAAAGUGAAUUUUUUAUCUCUCCUAAAUGGGAUCCGUUGGUGGUUUGGCAGAAGUGCAAAUCAGGCACGCGUGAAGAAUAUUCUACUUUUUCUGGAUCGAUUCUUGAUGGUGCUUCGCCAAAAUCAUGGCGCUGUUGUGGUUUUUGGUUCCAUUCGCGUUCAGUGUCCUGCCAUCGGGGGUAGAAUGUUUCCUACAAAGUAGUGGUAAUCUAACGUGGGGCAAUUAUGUAGACUUUUCACGUUUCUGGGGUAUUUUUUAUGGAGAACCGAAGCUGCGUAGAAGCUAUGACUACAUUAUUGUUGGAGCUGGUCCUGCUGGAUGUGUGCUGGCAAAUCGUUUGACAGAGAAUCCAAAAGUGACAGUGUUGUUGUUGGAAGCUGGAAAAGGAGAACUUCCCUUGUUUACGGAUAUUCCACUGAAUGCGCCGUACCUUCAAUCGACGGAUUACAAUUUUGCAUACGAAAGUGAAGUUCAAUCGAUAGGUUGCCAGGGGUUGCGUGACAAAAAAUGCAGCUGGCCACAUGGUCGAGGUGUGGGAGGAUCUUCCAUCAUCAAUUAUAUGAUCUACACCAGAGGAAACCGCAGGGAUUACGACAGUUGGGCUGCCGCAGGGAAUCCCGGCUGGAGCUGGGAGGAAAUUCUUCCUUACCACAUAAAAGCCGAACGGGCCAACAUCAGAGAUUUCGAUCGCAAUGGGUUUCACGGAAAAAAUGGACCACUGUCGGUUGAGGACUGCCCAUUCAGAUCAAAAGUGGCGCAUGCAUUCAUAAGGAGCGCUCAGGAGGUGGGAUAUCGCUACCUGGAUUACAAUGCCGGUGAACAUAUCGGGGUAUCGUACCUGCAGGCGAAUACCGAACGUGGUUUGAGGGUUACGGGGGGGACCUCGUACCUUUCCCUGCCGGUGGCCAAUCGAAAGAAUUUACACAUCCUGACCAAGGCUUGGGUCACCAGACUUAUCAUUGACCCAGAUACCAAAGAAGCCAAGGGCGUGAAGUAUACUCGCAACAAAAAGUACUACUCGGCAAAAGCUUCUAGGGAAGUAAUCCUGUCGGCUGGAAGCUUUGAAAGUGCCAAAUUGCUUAUGCUGUCGGGGAUUGGACCUGCAUAUCAUCUUGAAAGUUUAGGAAUUCCCGUUUUGAAGGAUUUACCAGUUGGAGAGAUACUUUAUGAGCAUCCAGGAGUAUUGGGGCCAGUUCACCUCAUACACAAACCUAUUGAUAGUUACAUUCAGUUAGAUGACAACUUGAACUUCCGAAACAUCAUAGAUUUGAUAAAUGGCAGAGGGUUGUUCACGACCAACUCAGUGGAAAGUCUGAUGUACAUUAAAACUCCGGUGGCAGAAAGUCCAGACCCAGGCCUGCCAGAUGUCGAAAUUAUGCAGGCUUUCACAACGAUUGAUUUCGAUUCUAGUCCCGGAACGGCGUUAGCCUUCCGAUUAACCAAUGAAACAUACGACGGUUAUUUUAGACCCAUCAGAAACAUACGUUCAUUCUUAUACCUUCCGAUGUUGCUGAAGCCUCGCACAAAAGGCAAAGUGCGGUUGCGUUCCCGAAAUCCCUUCAACCAUCCCCGCUUUGAGUAUCAAUACUUUGAAGACAGCCGUGAUUUGGAAGCCCUAGUGUAUGGAAUUCAGGAGGCAAUUCGAGUUACUUCACAACGACCCUUCAAGGAACUAGGCGUGGAACUAUACAGUCGACCUCUUCCGGGCUGCGAGCAGUACGAGUUUAACAGCCGUGACUACUGGCGCUGCUACGUGCGGACGCUAACCGGAACGUUCCAUCAUCAGGUAUCAACCUGCAAGAUGGGACCUCCUUCGGAUCCGGAAGCGGUCGUCGAUCCACGUUUGCGAGUCUAUGGCGUGGGAAGAUUGCGGGUCGCCGACAUAGGCGUAGUGCCGCUAGCCAUGGCAGCUCACACAGCAGCCGUGAGUUUCGUAAUUGGAGAAAAGGCCGCCGAUUUGAUCAAGGAGGACAUGGCUCGCGCAGCGGAUGGAGUAAUUGUUAAUAAAAUCGGUCCAACGUUCGUCGACACCAGUAGCUUUGGUUUGGAUGAUUUUGCCUAUUCAUAUCCUCAAUUUUACGGAGGAUACCACUUUGAUGUAUCAAACUUCCAGCAAAAUCCUUUCUUCGAAAAUCGAAGGUAUCGAAGAGAUGUUGAUUCUAAUAAGACUUCUGAAGUCCCGGACGAUGUUUCUGGGGACGACAUUUCAAACUACGAAAGUACUCUUAGGGAAAUAAGUGAGAUUCUUAAAAAUGCAUCAAUUACCGAUGAUCACAGUUCAAAACUUUAGAAUAGCUAGCUUUAGAUUUAGAUUUUCCCGAGUUGUUAUGGUGUGCUAGCGAGAUAAGCAAUAAAGAUACGGGUUAAGGAAAUUAAAUAACGUUUAUUUCAAUAAUAACAAUUACUAUAGAUAUACAUAUAAUCUCUUGCUAUAAAAAUAAGUGUUAUCUUUCAGAUAGCGAACCUUAACCUACAAUUUGUAUAAGUUUACAUUUUGUUAGUACUCGAAAGAAAUAAGCCUAGAGGGAAUAAUACUUUCAGUUUUUCAUGAUCAUCGCUUCCAACUCCAAGUAUCAAAAUGAUCCACAGUGUCGUUGGUGGAAGUAAAUGGGAAAAGUUUUCAAAAAUUUCGUAUGACUAACCGAUUAGAACGUAAUUACAGAGUAGGUAUAACAAUAUAAAAGCAUUCGACUGAAGCUGUUAGCUCUCUGUUAAGAUAUUACUAAAUAAAUGUAUUGCAUUGUUUCCCAGCUUGUGAGUGCCAGAUUUACUAGAUUUUUUUUUUGUGCGUAGGGAUUGUUUUUCUGUCUUUGGUUGUUUUCUCGCGUCUCUGUUUGUGCUUUUUCUCGUGUUGAAGUGGUUCGGCGAGUGUUCGUGACGGUGACAACUCACGAAUAGAUUGUCAUUAGAAUCAUCUGUAAAAAAUAAAGGUUGGUAUCGAAUCCAGUUGAUAAACAAAUAGUGCAAAAAUAAAUACUUCUUCCAACGAUAGUGG